AUGGCCAUAUGCAUCGCGUUGAUCGGUAAAGAUAGUUCACCGUUGUUUGUGAGCAUAUGUGAAAAGGACAUGCCUCGAGAGUUUGAUGUUCAUAUGUUUUUGUAUUGUUCGCUGGAUAUUGUUGAUGAAAAAGUGGAUGGUUCAAAUCGUCCUCAAGAACUGUACUUAGGACCGUUGAUAUCAGAUCAAAAAUUCAAGUCAUUUGGUUAUGUGACGAAUACAAAUGUUAAAAUCAUUUUAAUAACUGAAGUUGGCAAUAGUACACUGAAGGAUCAAGACGUGCGAUCGGUUUGUUUCUCUUCCGGAUUUGAUGGUGAUAUUAUUGGUUUAUCUGAGAACUUGUCAAAUUCUAUCUUGAAAUGCUCAUUUUCGUUUGAUUGCAGAAUACUCGAAGAAGUUGCUCAAGACAUUUUCAUACGAUAG
Anisakis simplex (herring worm) is the source of this 423-nucleotide messenger RNA. Lineage: Eukaryota; Metazoa; Nematoda; Chromadorea; Rhabditida; Anisakidae. The record is from the annotation of a GenBank genome assembly.